AUGAAUGUCCCAGAAGCGCCUAUCUUUCCACUCCUUGAAGGCAAGGUCGCCAUCAUUACAGGUGCCGCCCAGGGCAUGGGCAAGGCUACCGCUUCUGUCUUUCUCCGAGCGGGGGCUAAGGUAGUCAUUGCCGAUGUGAAGGCAGAGCAGGGAGCUCACGUCGCAGAGGAGCUCUCUGAUUUGGGAGAAGUCCGUUUUGUGGAGACCGACAUCUCCAAGUCAGAGGAUGUACAAAACCUCAUUAAGCAGACAGUGAGCGCCUUUGGCAAGUUGGAUGUGGCAAUCAACAACGCAGCCAUGUCUCCUGAUCAGACUCCCCUGAUUGACUUUGAUGAAUCAUAUUGGCGCAAAUUGAUGGAUGUCAGUUUGACUGGUACCGCGCUGUGCUGUAAAUACCAGAUGCAGCAGAUGGAAAAGCAGGGUUCAAAGGGCUCUAUUGUCAAUAUUGCUUCAAUCAAUGCCUAUUCACCACAACCGAAUAUGCCAGCAUACACUGCGGCUAAGCAUGCCUUGCUGGGCUUGACCAAACAUGCGGCAACUGAAGGUGGCCCUAAGGGUAUUCGGGUUAAUGCCGUUGCGCCGGGAGCGAUAUUUAGUGAAAUGUCGGCCGCGGCGUUGGAGAUUAUGGGCACCACACAUGAUGAGUUUGCGCUUAAGUCGCUUUGGAUGACUGCAAAAGCCAAACUGGACAAGGUUGACCAGAAGCUUCUCGACUUUGACAGCGACGAUGGUAUCAAGAGAACUCGACAAAACGAGCUUGAUAUAUUGGAAAGUCUCGAGAAAACUACUCGGGAAGCAUACGAUACAUGCAUUCACAAGAGAUGGCAGAUCAUCAUCCCAGGAAAAGGAAAGAAAAUUAUCAUUCGUGACCUUCUGAGCAAAGUCGCGCACUGGAUCGAGCUAUUCAAAUCAGUGGGCGAUCAGGUUGUACAGUAUGACCCAGGCCAUGCUGCCUUACCGUGGGCGGGAGCUCGAUUUUUGUUGCAGAUUGCUAUCAAUGAUUUCAGCAAAUUCGAUUUCGUUGUACAGGGAGCUGAAAGAAUUGCUAGAAUGACGGCACGGUAUAGAAUCAUCGAGCAGAUUUACACUGAGAAAGGUUCAGCUGCCUCGGAGCAGCUCAAGGAGGCCGUUGUGAGGGUGUAUAGCUCCAUCCUCAAAUACCUCGUUGAGGCCAAACGAUAUUUUGAACAUAGAACAGGAGUGCGGCUUUUAAAAAGUGGGCUUCUUGGCCAGAAUGAUUUCCAGGAACUUUUGGAGAAAAUGGAAGCAGACGAGAGAUUGGUCGACCGGUGCGCAAGCUUAGUUCAAGGUGAGGAGAUGGAGACCUUUCAUUCACUGCGAGAUACGCUCAGUCGGGUGGCACAGCCAAUCUCACGGUUAUCCUUCCACUUGAACAAGUUUGAUGAUCAUUUGGACAGUAUACAGCGACGACAGAUGUUGGACUGGUUGUCUACUCAGCCGUAUCUUGACCAUCACACCACGAUCAAACUGAGAGUUCUGGAUGGAACAUGCCAAUGGGUUCUGCAACAUCCAAGUUUCACUGAAUGGAAAAGUGAAAGCACCAACUCGCUGCUCUGGCUUCAUGGUGCCCAGGGUGCUGGCAAAAGCUGCUUAGCAUCGGUGGUCAUUGAUGAUGGAAUGAAUGUCUCUAGUCAGAUUGAAGACUUCGCUCACGCCUACUUUUAUUGUUCACGCAACACUGCCGAGCCUCAACGUGGGGAUACACAGAGUAUUCUUGCUUGCAUUGCACGUCAGCUUUCCAGCGCAUCUUCGAACCAGCCCCUUAACCCGGCAACACUUUCUCUUUACAGGAAAGUACACCUGACAGAUGGUUCUACGAGAGCUCCUAGUCUGUGGGAAUGCCGUGAUUUAAUCGUUGAUUUGACAGAAGCCCAUUCCGGGACCACUAUUGUGAUAGAUGCUCUGGAUGAAUGUGGUAGAGAGGAGCGAGCAGAACUUGUCGAGGCACUUGAGUAUAUCAUCGACAACUCCGCUAGUCUUGUCAAGGUCUUUGUCACUUCGCGCGAAGAGGGCGACUUGAGGUUAUCUAUCCAGGCGCACUCUGGGGUUCAGGUGACGUGGAUAGAGAAUGGGUCCGAUAUCGAGAAAUUUGUGAAUUUUGAGACGGACAGGCUUGUUGCAAAGAACCAGCUACUUGCCUCUAUCCGAGUCGAAGCGACAAAGGAGAAUUUGAAGGCAUUGAUCAAGGAAGAUACCAUUUAUAAGGCUAACGGGAUGUUCCGUUGGGCCCAAUUGCAGUUGCAGAGUCUUCGUUGGAUUCGCACCGAGAGGGACAUCAGAUUUGCUAUGUCGAAGAUCCCGCGUCCACUCGGCGAGCUAUACGAGGACCUCUACACAAAGGCACUCGAAAGCACCGAAGAAACAGAUCGGGCUUUGUUCCGAAACACGCUGAAAUGGAUGUUGUGCGCGACGCGGGUUUUCGGUUGGGAAGACUUCUCCCUAACUAUCACGGCCUUCGUGGAUAUUGAGGUAUACGAGAUUGAUGAAGACUUCAUCUUAGAUCUUCUCAGCAAUUUCGUGAUCUCACAGACAACCCAAGACGGAAACAGGACCUUCCGUUUCGCCCAUCUGUCAGUUCGAGAGUUUUUAGAGACAAAGCCCGAAUACUCCACGGAAUCUAGCAACACCUUUGCCGCCGAGGUAUGUUUGCUGAAAUUGCUCAAAGCUUCCGGGUCGCCCAGUGCAGAACAGUUUCUCGGCAAACUGGGCCUCAGUGAUAGAGAUACCGUAACUUUGUCAGAGAUUGACUCUUACAAGAAAGGCAUACAUGACUACUCCUUGCGAAAUUGGAAUGUACACUGUCUGCGCGCAGGGGAAGCAAAUCGAUCAAACGAGGAAUUACACAUUUUUCAUCUCUUGCGCUAUUUUCUUUUUGAUGACUCGGAUUCGGACUGUCCACUGAAGUGUUGGGUACAUUCUCGCCAACGCCGCAAAAUGGAAGGCGUACGUGGAUCGCACCUUCGGCAGCUAUUAGAGAAUUACCAUCGAUCCCGAGACCGGGGGGUUUUGCUUUCCUGUAUCUUCGGCUUCGUUGAAGUUCUUCACACCAAUCACUAUCAUGAGCUCGAUGAUGACGUUAAAGAAGCAUGUAUUCUGGCGGCCGUGAUACAUUCCCAGUAUCAUAUCUGGGAGUAUUUAAUGGGAGAAACAAAGGACCGCUUACUGCAAAAGCGCAUUUUGAACGUAUUAGUCGAAAACCACCAUAUCGAGCCGCUCAAAUUGUUCUUGGCUCUCAUAGAUCCUGACCUGAUUACCGGAUCGGUCAUUUUGGGUGCUGACUGUGCAGACAAGGAAACAAUUGAGAUGUUGCUUGAUCAUAAUAAAAAUCUCCACAUUACGACAGAGCUCAUUGAAGAAUCCAAGUUACCUUACACGGUCAUUGAAGCAAUUCUCAGCCGAGCCCCCGAUAUCAUAAUCACCUCUGAGAUACUCAAGAAUGCUAUAGACGACAUACCCAUUGAGCACCUGAGAGAGAUCCUUGACCAGAAUGGUGGAUCAAUCAUUACUUGUGAAGUUAUCGCAACGGCUGCCUAUUACGGUUCUAAAGACGGUAUGCGAGCCAAAACGAAGCUUUUGCUGGAAUACGCUGGACACAUCAAAGGGACCGAGAGAGCUAUGAUGCAAGCCCUUAGCUCUCGCGAAAACUCUGAGGUGAUUGAGAUUCUUCUUAAUCACGGUUGGCCGAUAACAGAAAACAUUAUGGUGAAAGCUGCAACAUGGGGAAAAGUCGCUCCUUUCGAGGUUAUGGUUAACGCUGGUGGCCCAAUUACAUCCAAAGUUAUCGCCGGUGGAGCACGAAAUGUCAGUGAUGGGGCUCGAAUGGUCAGGCUCUUUGUAUCCUUGAUGAACCGACCGUUAGAUGAUGAACUAUGGGUUCAAAUGAUGCUGCAAUGCGCCCAGAAUACAUGGGGGAAUCCCGAAACCCUUCAAGUGCUCCUUGAAAUGAAACCUGGUCUGAAGGUUCCAGAAGAGAUUUUGAUUGCUUGCACUGAAAAUUCCAUCAAAGGGAACGUCAUCCUGGAUGUCAUUCUGGGGGACAACCGGGAGAUACAAGUUACCGAUGCAGUGAUCGUAAAUGCAUUAAAUGAGCUGGACUACGACGAAACCAUAUCGAAACUUCUCGACCGACACAGCUCGACAAAUAUAUCGAGCCAGAUGCUACUUGGGGCUGCUCAGAACCGCCGAUUCGCAGAUGAAAUGACAAAGCUUUUAUUGCAGCGAACUGUAACGCUUGAACAGCCAUCCUCGGUGGUUGUUGACGCAGUCAUCCGUAAUCAGUAUUCGGGUUAUGAAACACUACGGAUGUUGGAGAGCCGUUUCGGACAGCUUGAUCUCUGCGAGGCGAAUGUGAAAACUGCGGCCGAGUCCGGCAAUCACGCUAUGCUGACCUUGGUAUUGGACCGAUGUUCAAUUACCGAGGCCACACCAUCUGUUCUGUUGGCCGCUGCGGCCAAGGGGAGUUUGGAGGUGAUGAAGCAUCUUUUGAAACUGAACAAUGCUGUCGUUACCCAAGAGAUUCUAAUUGGAGCAUCAGGAAAUUCCGGUUGUAGCAUUGACAUGCUCAGGCUGCUUUGGAAGUUUGCCCCACACAUCAAAGUGUGCCCCGAGAUGUUUCUGGAUGCUGCACAUCCGACGGAUGUUGAGUUUCUUUUUUCCAGGGUGAAAGAUUCCCAAUUGUGCCAGAAUAUUCUGAACGCAGUGUUGACAACAAAAAGGAUACCAAACGAUUGGCGUGAUUGGGUAUCUGUGCCUACACUAAAUCUCAUCCUCGAGAGCGAGUUUGAAAUUGCAGUGACCGAUGGACUUAUAAUCGAUACCUUGAAAGCCUGCCGGGGAUGGCUUUUGAAGACUUUGUUUGCCCAUCUAAAAGAUAUUGAAGUAUCACAGGUUAUGGUAAACACAGCAGUUAACCUAGCAGUCGAGCUGGAGGACUAUCGGCCCCUACAAGUAUUAGUCAAGUAUGGGAACUCGCAUGAAUUGAACCUGCAUGUUGCAAGAGUUAUGCUUGAUAAUUUGCUAUGGGGUGUUAGCGAGGAGUGA
Penicillium hordei is the source of this 5061-nucleotide messenger RNA. RefSeq names its product Short-chain dehydrogenase/reductase SDR. Gene Ontology annotation, molecular function: oxidoreductase activity. Bases 1 to 5061 code for a protein of 1686 amino acids. The record is from RefSeq and is a predicted model, not a curated record. NCBI's taxonomy places the organism in Eukaryota, Fungi, Ascomycota, Eurotiomycetes, Eurotiales, Aspergillaceae. The transcript has 7 exons.